UCGUCCGGAUUCUUUCCAAACGCCACUCCUUGCUCCUUGUGCACUGUCCCUAGACGUCUCUUCCCUGAGCGGGUCCCUCUGUCUAUAGAUCCCUUUCAGGCUGAACAGAUGUUUUGCUUUUCCUCAGAGCUCGGCGGCAACAACUUAGAACUGGCGGAGCCGAUGGAGAAGGCAGCUCUAGCGGCCGAGGUAGACUCGGACCCCGAGCUUCUACGGAAGCAAGAGCUAGAGCGGUCCCCAAGGACCUCGACGUCGCCAGAAUGUGAAGUCCUACUCACACAAGCCCACGACUUGGCGUCUCGGGGUUGCCUUCGGGAAGCCCUCGAGGUGUACAGACAACUCUCCGAGAAGCAGCAGCUGGUAGCCGAACAGUUAAAGCAGCUGGUGCUUUGCCUGGCAGAAAAGAUCGCGCAGGAAGAGGCACCCUCGAACCCGAGCAGCGCCUCAAACUGCAUGGUGGAGACCACCGAGGUAUGGGAGGGCUUUAAGUGCAGAAAGUGUCAUGGAUUUUUUUCUGAUCCAGUGUCCUUGUGGUGCGGCCACACCUUUUGUAAGUUGUGCCUGGAAGUGGAGAGCGCAGCCGACCGGAGUUGUGCGUUGUGCGGGGUCAAGCUGUCUGCCUUGAUGGUGACCAGUGGGCGAGUGUGGGGCCACCGGCGGGCCCAGAAGGCGGCGCCCCUGCCACUGCGGGUCAACGUGGUGCUUCGAGGUCUUCUUGUGAAGUUGUUCCCGGGACUCGUGAGAGCGUCGCAACUCCGGCAGGAGGGCAAUCAGCUCUACCAGGAACAGCAAGUGGAAGCGGCGCUACUCAAGUACAAUGAAGCCCUGAGUCUGGAUCCAAAUGAUGCGUUGCUUUACAGCAACCGGUCUCAGAUCAACUUUACAUUGAAAUCACAUGAAGACGCUCUUCAUGAUGCAGAAAUAGCUUGUAAACUCCGCCCAAAGGGUUUGAAGGCACAUUUUAGAAAGGCACAAGCCUUAGUUAACCUAGGCAAGGUGGAGGAGGCACUACGGGAAUUCCUAUACUGCGUGUCCCUCGAUGGAAGGAACACAAAGGCGAGAUAUGAAGCUCAAAAGCUUCUCCUUAGUUUCUUUUCACCAUCAGUCCCGGGGGAUUCUCCCGAUAUCCUGAAGCUGUUGGCACCUCACCCUAGAUUAAAGGAACACGUAGGAACAAUGUCUACUGAAGGCACCAGUCAUAAUCUACCAAAGUUGUCACAGGAAAAUUCAGAGCUUUCACAUUGCUCUGGUCAGAGGGAACCAACAGCCAGAACAUACAGCAACAAUCUGAUGAAUGUCAUUCACGUAACAGUGGAUGGUCAGCAACACCAUGUGAAAGACCUGGAAAAGAAGGAGACGCAGGCCAUUGCCUGUGUUGAGUCUGACAACUGCAAACAAAAGAAAAGGACACAUAGUCAAGUUGAACCUGAAGAAGACACAGAUAUACUUCAUAAAGACUUCAAGAAAGAUCUUCCCACUGAUCAGGAGUCCAAGCCUGCUUUUACUAUUCCACUUACUUUUGAUGCAUCUGAUCUUGAAUGUGCCCUAUGUAUGAGAUUAUUUUAUGAGCCUGUCACAACACCUUGUGGACAUACUUUUUGCUUAAAGUGUCUGGAACGCUGCUUGGACUAUAACGCAAAGUGUCCACUGUGCAAAGAUGGCCUCUUACAGUGUUUGGCUUCAAGAAAAUAUAGCAAAAACAUAGUCAUGGAGGAGUUAAUAGCAAGAUUCCUACCAGAAGAACUUCAGGAACGAAAAAGACUUGAUGAAGAAGAAAUGGAGGAAUUUUCUAGCUUAAAUAAGAAUGUGCCUAUUUUUGUGUGCACCAUGGCUUAUCCCACUGUUCCAUGUCCACUGCACGUUUUUGAGCCUUGUUAUCGCCUGAUGAUUCGUAGAUGUAUGGAGACAGGCACGAGACAGUUUGGAAUGUGUCUUAGCCACCCUGUUAAUGGCUUUGCAGAUUAUGGAUGUAUCCUAGAGAUCAGACAUGUUCAAUUCUUUGCCGAUGGCCGCUCAGUGGUUGACAGCAUAGGCAAGAGGCGCUUCAAAGUACUGCAACAAGGCCAGCGCGAUGGCUAUAACACAGCGGACAUUGAAUACAUCGAAGAUCAAAAAGUUCAAGGAGAAGAUUAUAUUGAGCUUGUAGAGUUACAUAACUCUGUUUAUAAGCAAGCAUCAACAUGGUUCCAUUCACUGAAACCAUCUAUGAAAAAUCGAAUCAUCAGUCACUUUGGUCCAUUUCCAGAAAAAGAUGAUGACCCUCAGAUUAAUCCAAAUGGCCCAUCCUGGUGCUGGUGGAUGUUAGCUGUGCUUCCUUUGGAAAAUCGAGCACAACUCCCUUUUCUAGCAAUGAAGUCCUUAAAGGAUCGCCUGAAUGGUAUUAGCCGAGUCCUGGCCUUCAUGUAUGGACAUAAAAAAUAGCCACAGUGGAGUGUGUGAAGAUGGGAGGUCUUAUCAGUAUAUCUAAUUGCAAUAACAUCUUAACAAAAGGGACUACCAAAUAGAAGCAUUACCACCUAUUGAUCACACAGAAAUCAAGUAGAGAGAUCAAAAGAAUGUGUCCUGUUUAAAAUUUUUCUGUUUAAAGAUAACUCCUUGACAUGCUGCCAACCAUAUCAACAGCAAAAGCAUUUAAGAGCCCAGGAAAAAACAAUUGGAAGUUUAACAUAAAAGUGUCUGAAAACCUAAAGUGAUUUUGCUUUAGUUUUUUUUUCUUUCUUUCAUAGACGAGUGACUGUGUGGUUGAAAUGAAAAGACACUAAUAAUGUUGUUAUAGUACUUCAGUGACUUGAGGUUUCAUUCCAAUGGUUCAGGUUUUUUAGAGCAUUGUGUAAAAUGUUCAGAGUUUUUCCUUGUUUUAAUACUUUAUUUUUUGCACUACUGUAUCUGUUUUUUCUAUGUGCGUGUUUAUAACUAAGAGAACAUUACUGAAAUGGUCAUUGCUUUAUUUAUUGAUGUGGUCUACCAUGCAUCCAGGGGAAAUAACGGAAGUAGAAAUGUGUAUUUUUUACAUUGAACCCAGCUCUUGAACCAUCUUCAUAUUUGUCCAAGUGGAUAUUAAAAGAAUUUCAGAAUAAAGCUAA
Molecule: messenger RNA, 3083 nt
Organism: Dipodomys ordii (Ord's kangaroo rat)
Lineage: Eukaryota; Metazoa; Chordata; Mammalia; Rodentia; Heteromyidae
Gene: Lonrf3
Product: LON peptidase N-terminal domain and ring finger 3
Exons: 12
Coding region: 109-2421 (770 amino acids)
Molecular function (GO): protein binding
Source: RefSeq, a predicted model, not a curated record